CAACGAGUAUUAGCAGUAUGUCAAACACGUUACGGUUCGCGUCUACCGCACAACAUCGACGUUCGUGGCCUGCGGAAGUACUCCUCAUGCAACGAGUAUUAGCAGUAUGUCAAACACGUUACGGUUCGCGUCUACCGCACAACAUCGACGUUCGUGGCCUGCAGAAGUACUCCUCAUGCAACGAGUAUUAGCAGUAUGUCAAACACGUUACGGUUCAACCUCGGUCAACCUCCAUCUUCAUCAUCUCCUCCAUCUUCAUCAUCUCCUCCGUCUUCAUGUCCUCCUCCAUCUUCAUCGUGUCCUCCAUCUUCAUGUCCUCCUCCGUCUUCACCUCCAGCUUCAUCUUCCGGCGCUUCCUUUCCUUAUCCGCCAACCACUUCUUGCCCUCCUUCUUCUCCAACUCCACAUCCUUAUCGUCCACCUUUAUAUGAUGACCAUUCCCUUUGCACACGGAGAGACGUGUGGCAAACGAAUGCUGACCAUCUUCUCAGCGAGCUUUCCGUCCAACUCCUGGUUGUUGUGAAAGUUCUUGAAACCUUCCAACCCGAGCUCAAACACCUUUUGAUGAGUAAACUGCAAGAAUGCUUACUGUGUGUCGGCAGGGUCUGUCGCCCACGUCUCCACAAAGUGCUCAAGAGCCUGAGUGCGAAUGAGCAAAAUAUCUCCAGGGCCAUGUGGCAGCAUGAUACCGAGAUCGGGAAGGCAAAAUCUUCCACCUUUCGUCCCAAGUCCCAAAGCAGCUCAUGGUUGCCCAGCCGUAAGGAAUGUCGCAUUUGUCAUGAUGGGGUGCAAUUUGGUGGUUGGCUACCAGAACAUUCAUGGCGAAUAUUCACUUGGGGGGGCCCGCGUACCGGCCCAGAAGUGCUUCAAAUCCGGCCGAAGGUGGGUCAUCGUUUGCGUGGGACGGUAAUGGGCAAUGGGGUCAGUAAGGCGAAGAGCCUCACCUAGGAGCCAGUUGAUGCGUCCGACGCCGGGAUCGCGGAGGGAGUGGUAGGUGUUGCACUGGGCAGGGCCGGUUUCGGUGCAUUCGUGUGCAGUCA
Molecule: messenger RNA, 1040 nt
Organism: Fimicolochytrium jonesii
Lineage: Eukaryota; Fungi; Chytridiomycota; Chytridiomycetes; Spizellomycetales; Powellomycetaceae
Exons: 1
Coding region: 196-948 (250 amino acids)
Source: RefSeq, a predicted model, not a curated record